Molecule: messenger RNA, 603 nt
Organism: Lasiosphaeria miniovina
Lineage: Eukaryota; Fungi; Ascomycota; Sordariomycetes; Sordariales; Lasiosphaeriaceae
Exons: 4
Coding region: 1-603 (200 amino acids)
Source: RefSeq, a predicted model, not a curated record
AUGUCUUCUACUAGCCAUGUGGAUGACAUUGAACGCGAUGCCGGCGUCGGUGUCCGGGCCGUUCCACUCGUCGCACGAAACAUGCCAGACAAUGGAACUCGGGCGAGGCAGGGCUGCUUCCUAUGUCUCGAGAAAAUAAUAUACGAUAAGGUGAUGCCAUGGGAAUGUGCUAUCGAGUCAGAUAGCGCCAUCUAUCGGAGACUGGUGGACACAUGCUACCAGUAUCUGGGCCGGUGGAAGAGAUGGCUUCCCUACUACGGAAUCACCGCUGUGGUAGAGGUCAAUUUUCACUUUUCCGGUAUUGCGGAAUCGAAUGGGAGCUAUCCCAUCUGGAUGGAUCCAGUGAAGCCCGAUCACGUCUUGAAGGAGUGCGAGAAGAUCAUAGCCAGGAAUCCAACCGGUGAUACCAGCGAUUGCUUCAUUGGUAUCGAGGAGUGGUCUCAACCAUGCAUCCUGGUGGAGGUGGAGAAAGCAGAACAGCGCCGCAAGCAGCUUCUGUUCUUGUCGCACCUCAAGGACUGUGCCCGGGACCCGGCCAGAGCCAAUGGGUUGCAUACAUUGGAGGGUUUGGCACAGGACACUUGCAUCUACGAAACAAAGUAA